CAUACAUAUACGGAUAACUACUCUACACACUUGCAUAGAGAUAUAUAGUUUACUAAAAACAUAGGGCCAGACUCUAGCGCGAAAGUGGAAAGUAUCUGCUGGAUACUUGGUUACCUUCCGUUUGGGGGAUUUAAUUAGACCAAUGUAUCCCAUACUAUCCGCGCGUUUAUUUUUGUUGUUUUGUCAAUAAUAAUGCCAAACUGUGGCCAAAAGCGGAAAUGCAAAACAAUAAUACCAACAAUAAAUAACCUGUGUAUUUGUGAACUGUGUCUGUGUUACUUCCAAAAAAAAAACAAGCCGAAUAAAAUAAGAUAAAAACACAAAGAGUACAUAAAUAAAUAACUAAAUGUUGGCUAAAAGCUUAGCCCGAGGCGUAUUAUAUAUUAUAACAACAGUUGCUGUUGCUACCAAAAGCAGCAGAGCGUGAAGUGCUUGCCAAAUGAGUUUUCUAUAUAACAAAUGCGAAACUACUUAAAAAAGGAACAUAUAUAAAAAUAAGUUAGAAAUUUAUGUCGAAAAUUAAGUCGAUAUUUUUUGACUCUAAGUUUUGCUUUAUUGACGUGAACCACUCAGCAUUGUAGCAUUUAACUUCUUUGGAUAUACUUGGGUAUUUUGAGCCAAAAGCGGAUCUUUAAACUAAAGGAUGCAUACACAUUUACUAAGGCAACCUUUGUAAAUUAUCAUUUAACCCACUGAAAACUAGUAUAUUUCUUAAGAACUGUCCCUAAAUUGGUUAAUCUAAUCCUCCUUAUAAUACACAACACACAACCUUUCAAAUUUCAAACAUUUUGUAAAUAUUCAAGCAUGUAAAUACACCCCCAAGGUAUUCUAACCGCAUGGAGCUUAACUAAAGACAGGCUAAAGACGAACUAAAGACGGGCUAAAGGCAAAUUCCGUUUAUAUUAACCCUCUUGCUUAACACUGUAGUUAUAUGUCAUCCCCCCCUGACCAAACCCCAGAGACAAGUAACCGAAAACGUGCUGGCGAAUGCUCAACGUGACCGUCGCUCCCUUUUGGCCAACGAUUAGAGCCGUCUUCUCGGCCAUAUAUACCCCACAUUUAAAGCUAAUUCCCAUUGCGGCCUGUGUACUUACUAUAUCUGUCUAACCGAAAUCAACUGCAGCUCAACUCAUCAGUCGCUUUAACCUGCCGGGUCUGCUCUCUUGGGGGCAGCUGGUGCCCAUGGAACUAUGCCCGGAUAUAUCAUCGCAUCGCCGCGCCAGCCUAAGCUAAUCCUACGACCUGAUCAGCAUAGUCUGAACACCUAACCUACGACAUCAACGAUCUCUGCAUCGCACUAAAACUAUAAACUGCAUCUUACUUACUGAGUGUGUGUGUGUUAUGUCUGUAAAUUUGGUUCGUUGCUAUUAUCCGUACCCGUAAUACCACACCACACACCACACCUACCAACACCAAGUCCAAAGCCUGCCCGCUAACGAUCAUGCAUAAACCAAAGCUAGCGAAUGCUAUAACCGCUGCCGCCAUUGCCUCAUCCAUAUCCACCAACAACAACAGCAGCAACAACAACGGGAGCAGCUCCGGUGGCAACAAGUCCAAGAGACCACGUCAGUUUGGCAAGCACUCGAUUGGAGCCGGAGCUGGGGUGCUGGGGCUCCACCGGCCGGACGACUCCGGCUUCGACCACCUCGACCACUCGUCACUAAUUGGGGAUUCGAUUGAUUUAGAGCACUACAUCAGCGCCAUGGAGGCACGUCGACACGACCAGGAGCCGGAUGUGUGGGCCCAGCUGCAGCAGAAGGAGUCGGACAUCCUCCUGGCCGCCGAACUGGGCAAGGCGCUGCUCGAGAAGAACGAGGAGCUGGUCAAGCAGCAGGAGAAGCUCAUCGAGGACUAUUCCAGCAAAAUUGAGAAACUCGAGCAGGAGAAGCAUGUGCUGCGCCAGAAGCUGGCAAUCGCCGAGGACGAGAGCGAUCAGCGGGUCCUCGAGCUGCAGUCCGAUCUCACCGAGCUGAAGGACAAGCUGCAGACCCAGGACUCGGCCAUCAGGCAGGCGGAGAAGGAGAAGACCAUCCUCAUCGACGAGCUGCAGCACCAGAACACACGCCUCACCGAACAGAUCCAGGAGGCCCACGCCACCGAGCUCAAGCUCAGCGCACAGAUCCAGGAGCUGAAGGACCAGUAUCACUACAGGAACAGCAGCCUGCAGGAACAUGUCAACAGCCUGGAGUCCAUCAAAACAGAACUCAACCUCACGACGGGCAAGCGCCAGGAGCUGGAGCGCCGCCUGCAGCAGGCGCAGGAGGAGAAGGAGAGCCUCACCUCAUCGCUGGAGGAGUCCUCCGACAGAAUUCACAUGCUGGAGCGCCAUGCACGCGAGCAGGAAACAAAAUUAGAGACCACCUUACAAGCACUGGAACGCUCCCAGCGCGAAAACAAUGUACUCAGUGAACGCUUGGGUGCCGACACAAACUCAGGCACGCCGGGAAGAAAAAGUCUGCAAUUCGAAAUGGAAUGCGACGAGGACGAUGGCAGCUAUACCGAGACGGGGAAGCCCAACCAUAUGUGGGUGGAGGCCCGAUCUGUCUACAUACAACUCAAGUCCCUGGUGGACUCGCUGAAAGUGAGCCAUGACGACGAUUCAGGCUUAAACUCCGACAUAUCGCUGGAGCUGGAGUCGAUGGACAACACCAUUUCGAGCUCGGAGCGCCACGAGGACGGCCACCUGGCCGUCGAGUUCCGCCAGGGCAUGCUCUCAUCGAUGUCCGACGAACUGACCCGGUUGCUGCUCAACCUGGACGCCGGCAACUUCAAGAAGAUGCUGGACCAGACGCGCAAUCUGGUCCUGGAGCAGGAGGACGAGAUCAAGCGCAGUCACCAGCUCAUCCAGCAGCUCGAGGCCAAGGUCACCGUGACGGACGUGGAGCUGCAGAAUGUGAAGGAGGAGCGUGAUCAGGCCCGCGGCGAUCUGGAGGACAACACGGAUCGGGAUGAGCUGCUGUCCAAGGCGCAGACAGAGCGCGAUGCGGCGAACGAUCGUCGCACCAAGGCCGAGGUGGAACUGGCCAAGACGCGGGUGGAGCUAAUGCAGGCCAACAGCCAGCUGCUGGAGUCCAUUCAGCAGAAGGUGGAGCUGUCGCAGCAGCUGGAACAGUGGCAGAUGGACAUGCACGAGCUGAUCGACGAGCAGAUGCGCUCCAAGCUGAUCAACAACCGGCGCGCGAUGGCCGCCGAGUCAUCCGCCCCAUCGCCGCCCAGCAGUGCCGCCGCCAAUCUGGCCAAGCGAGUGACCAGCUACAAGCUGUGGAGUUUAUUUCAGCGGUAAUUGGACGAACCUCACGACCCGCUGGAAGGUAUACGCCACCCUCCUGUUCUUGAUGUAGGACAGAUCUAUAUAUUUUUAAUAUUUAUAUUUAUACACCACAAACAAGACACACACACACACACAAAUCGGAGGAGCAUAGGCAUUAUAGGUAUUGUACUUUAUUGUUAUUUGUAUACUGGAAGCGUCGCCCUUCUUCUGUUCGUAGUGAAAUCUAUCUUAUUACGCUUUAUUAAUUUUAAACACUUACCGCAUAUUCGAUACGAUUAUUGUACCUAUUGUAAUUACUCUAAUGUAACCGUAUUUGUACCUACGUUUAAAGACAAAUCGUCUAAGCGAACGCUUUCCCCCCUCUAUCACUCUAAUUAGUUUGUCCGGAAUUGUUCUAAAAUCCUCAUAUGGACCCCACAAGUAAUCCGAAAUCGCUAAAGAAUUUUACGUUUUUACUAGGACCUGUGGCGUUACUUGUUGGGUCCGUUUAGGUCUGUACUGUUAACUGAUAAUCAAAAAACAAAAAAAAAAGGAAAACAUAUCGCGCCUUUAUGUUGAAGGCUUUAAAAGCCUGCUCUUCUCGGGAGAAACUGUUGCGAUUCAUCAAAAUCAAAGUGAACUUAAAAUCAAAAUCUGUACGUAAGCAAAUGUAAUUGUAAGCAAGGCAUUUAUGUUAUAGCAAAUAGAAAUAUUCAUCAUGCUGGCAAUCGGAAGGAGCGCAGAAAGUGUUAGAAACUGUGCAACAGACAAAACUUGCCUUAAUGAACGGACAAUGAAAUUUUAGAUUGUUUAAAUAACAUAACUUACCAAUAAACUUACGAAUAUACUACAACCCUA
Drosophila biarmipes is the source of this 4108-nucleotide messenger RNA. Its product is annotated as bicaudal D-related protein homolog. The coding region runs from base 1442 to 3283 and encodes 613 amino acids. The record is from RefSeq and is a predicted model, not a curated record. The transcript has 6 exons. NCBI's taxonomy places the organism in Eukaryota, Metazoa, Arthropoda, Insecta, Diptera, Drosophilidae.